Molecule: messenger RNA, 396 nt
Organism: Morchella sextelata
Lineage: Eukaryota; Fungi; Ascomycota; Pezizomycetes; Pezizales; Morchellaceae
Exons: 2
Coding region: 1-396 (131 amino acids)
Source: RefSeq, a predicted model, not a curated record
AUGCUCCCCCUCCGCCCUCUCCACCGUCUCCUCCCCCGCCUCCCCACCCGCCUGCUCAGCACCACCACCACCACCGCUCCCCAGCACGCCCAAGCCCAACAGGGCCGCCCCGUCCCCUCAAAAGACGACAUCAACACCUCCAGCAAAGAGAACACGCGCAGCAGCACCAACGACGAGGUCGCGCACGCGAGCGAGGCCGCAUACGGGAGGGCCACGAAUCCGUUUGAGGAGAAGCAGGUUGCUGAUCGUGAGGAGAAGACAACGAAGCCGGGAUCCCCGCUGGAGGUUUCGCCCGCGAACCCGCAGGUGAGCCAUCAGGGCGAGGAGGACAAGAGCCCCACGAGGGGCGCGAAGGAUGCGAAGAGGACGUCGGGGGGGAGUCGGAAUGCUACAUAG